This is a messenger RNA of Colias croceus (clouded yellow), 7992 nucleotides long. RefSeq lists its product as uncharacterized. The transcript is spliced from 8 exons. Gene Ontology annotation, molecular function: RNA binding; transcription factor binding. Gene Ontology annotation, cellular component: nucleus. Gene Ontology annotation, biological process: positive regulation of transcription by RNA polymerase II. The record is from RefSeq and is a predicted model, not a curated record. Bases 191 to 4933 code for a protein of 1580 amino acids. Lineage: Eukaryota; Metazoa; Arthropoda; Insecta; Lepidoptera; Pieridae.
UGUAGCAUGUGAUGUUUCGUGAAAAGUGUUAAUUUUUUAGGAAAAAAUAAAGAAUUAGUGGAUAGUGCUGUGAUUAAAAGUGCUAAAAAGAUUCUUAAGUGUGCUACUGACGGUGUUUUAUGUGCAUACUACGGCAAAUUACCCAUAAAAAUAUUACAUGGAUAAAGCCGUCACUUGAGGUUGUUAAGAUAUGGAGUCACAUAUUUUGAAUAUGUAUCAUCAAGCUCGUUAUAGAACUAUUGGUCAUAAAAUAAUGCGUUCAAUGAGCGAAUCCCUGUCAUCUGAGGGUAGUUGUAACCAAAAUAGCCCGGAGUAUUCACAGGAGCAAGCGUCAAGCCAAUAUGAAGAGGAGAGCAAUGAGGGUGAAUAUUGGGACCCCCAAGAUAACAAUUUGUGGAGUCAAAAUCAAAAGAUAAACAUAACACAAAGUCAAGAUUCAAGUAUAGACGAAGAUGAAAACAUAGAUGUACAGGAAAUAUCUAUUGAUGAAAAGACUCAAGACUCUUCAGAUCAUGAGGUGGAAGCUGACUCUAUGGAGGAUAACUCACUAGUAGAGGGUGCAGACUAUGACGUCAUUCAAGUGUUUGCUGUUGAUCCUGACUUAGAUCUGGAAUGUUCCUCAGAAGAGGAAGAUCAAGAGGAACAAUACGAAAAUUCAAACGAUGAUACCAUAGAUGAUGGAGAAUAUUUAAAUGUAGAAGACAAACCAAACUAUCCCGAACCAGAUAAUCGUUACCGAUACCGUCAGAACUCAGAGGGCAGUAUAUGUCAAGACAAUCUAGGUAUAAAUUUAGAUACGCCAGUAGUUUCAAAUGUCGAUGAAUAUUUUAUAAAAGAAAAUAAAGAGAAGGAUAUACUGGAAGUCAAAGAUGAACCUGUUGUACAAGAUGUUGAUGAGUAUUUCAUUAAAAAUGUCAAGGAACCCACGAUACCAGCUAUAGUGGAAGAUUUGUUAAUACCUACGAAAUUACCAAACGAUCCUGAUUUUCGGAUAGCAAAAGUGAAUCCUAAUGAAGAGGAAUUCUUUGCAGAUACAAGUGAAAAUAAAGUUGUGGAGGAGGAGAUAGUUCCCGCAAUUAUUGAAUCUGUAAAAGAUAUUCCAGUUGGUACAGAGCCAUUGGAACCAGAAGUCCCUCUUAAUGAGGCUGAUCUUGAAGUACUGCCCAAUAUUGAGGACUUGAAGAGAUAUUUAUUAGAAGACAUACCUUAUAAUAAAUUAAAAAGUGUACAAAGAUCAUGCUCUGUACCACACUCGCCAAUGCACAACAUCUGCCUAGAUAUAGAUGCUAAAACUUGCUUAAGUUUUGAGGAUUUGAAUCUUGAUUUGUCAGACUUGUCCUUUGAGAAUGAUAAGGAUAAAUCACAUAAUAGUUCAAAGAGUGAUGAUAUACCUAGAGCACUGACAGAGGAAGAUGUUAAUAGUUUCCUUAUUACGCCAAACAGUGCAACAACAACAUCAACUGCUAAUGCUGUUAAAGAGGAAGACGAUCUGUGUCCUCAAGACAUGGAAAUAGAUAAGCCCAUUGAAUCAAUAAUAAGUAGUAUUGAACAAUCACCUAUUUUAAAACCAGCAAUACCACCGAAAGCUAUUACGACGAAACCCCCGCGAGUACUCGACUUUUGUAUCGAAAAGACGAGUGUCAAAAAGGAAAAUGACGUUAAAACUGAAGACGAUUUUGUCGACAUAGAAUCGUGCAAUGAAACCGUCAUACCUGUUCUGGAGGCGAAUAAUUUAAAUUCGCUACUUGAACAGUUUGAAGCAACUGAGAAGUUGAAUACUAAGACCAAGACACCAGUUGUAAAUGUGAAUGAACCAAAAGUUAAAGUUCCCAGCAGUUUGACAAAUGGCAUGCGCUUACAGGACGCGGGAGUUCAAUUGAACAAAAAUAAGAUGAGACAAAUUUUGAUGCCGUCGACUAUUAAUUCAACAAUUAGACGAUCUCCAAGUCCUGUGCAUUCUGACCAUGACUAUUGCUCCACGAAAAAAAGGCACAGUCUGCCGAAUAUAAAGGGAGGUCGGAGUUUGUUAAAACCUGAAGUUCUAUCAAGUAAUAAUAGGAUACUGAGCUCAAGGCACAGAUCCUGUAAAAAUAAGAAAAUAAUCUACAACCAGAGUAGUGAUGAGGAAGGUGAAAAGCGCAAUGACAUUAAGAAAAAUAAACUUGUGAACGUGAGUCGUACUAGUGACGAUGAUAGUGACAUUAAAAAGAAGACUAGUGCUAAACAGACAAUCAAACCAAAUCCAAACAUAAACUAUCGUAAAAAAGUAUCCCCAGUACAUUUUGGUUCGAAUGAUAGUGUCGAUAAUAAAAGUAACGGUUCUGUGAUGGUGAAAAGUGCUUCUAAAGCAAGUGAUACUGCAAGUAGUCAAAAUUCUAAUGGUAGCAUUAAGUUAACUAUUAAAAAUAAGUCUGAAGUUAUAAUUAAAAACUGUGAUUCUAAGGACAAUCAUAAAAUAAAAAUUAUAGAAAAGCAUAAAUCUAGUAGUGUUAAUGAAAAACCAGUUGUAAAUAAUGUUGAAAAUGUGGUUACCACAAAGAAAUUGGUGGAGCAACCAAAACAUAUUGUGGAACCCGAACCAGUCAUUGACAAAGUUAAGGAAGAAGAAUCCAAGCCAGAGGAUUUCUAUGCUGCUUUAUUCACGGAUAAAAAAGACAUGCAAAUGCCGCAAAAUAUUCCAGUGAAGUCUGAGAAACGAAGUCACGAUGAUGAUAGUAAAAUAUCACUUACGGAGCCCUUGAGUGUUGUUGUUGAAACUGAGCAGCCACAAAAGAAGAAAAAACUAAAUCUCCAAGAGUAUAAGUUACGUCGUGGGGCAAGCUCAAACAAUAAUUCGGCUCAAGUAAGUCCAGAAGCGAUAUUCCCUGAAAUGCCUUGCAACAUCAAUUUGGAUAAAGUUACAAAAGCUGUAAUUAGUCAAAAAUCUAAUAGUGAUGAAGCUAACUCUAAGGGUACUGAGAAUUCUGAAGGUCCAAAGAAAAUUUUCGAUCCUAUAAGAGAAGCUUCAAGGAAAAUUCUGAUGAACACCAAAAAACAAAAGGCUGAAGCUAUGCGGAAGAGAGAUGAGGAUAUAGUUAUGAGUAAAAUACCGAAAGUUGAGAAUCUCGAACUACAACCUCUGAUCAGUGAUGCUGAAAUGUUGAAAAUUGUUGGCAUGUCUACAGAGCCCAUAAUACCGAUACCGAUAGCAAAUGAAAUAAUUCAAACUCCAUCAAAAGAUUAUGAUGAAAUUAUUUUAGUCAGUGUUGGUACUAACACAGAUGAAAAUAUGUUUAAACAAACGGAAAUCAUACACGAAAUUAAACCACCAAAAACACAUUCUCCUCCAAAGGAGAGUAAGGCGACGAUUAACUUCAAAAUACGAAAAUCCGAUACAGUACUCAAACAUAACGUUUUCGACCCUAUCAAAGAUGAUAGAAAUACAGCUGAAGACAAAAUUGCAGAUAUCAAAAUAGACGAAGAAAGAUUCAAAGACAUCACGGCUACUUUAAAAAGCGUUGGAAAACAAGUCGAUACGAAAAUAUCGAGCAAUUCGCUUUUCGCUAGCAUUCAAGAUGUCGUGAUGAAAAAAGCUCCUACAGUCGUACAAAAUAGUACUACCGUGGAACAAAAACAUAAGCCUAAAUCACCAGUCCAUAAACAAGAAUUCAAAUUUGCCAAACCGACCAUUGUACGCGAUUACGACGAAAAAGCUGAACACGGCGAGGAUAAAGUUAUUUUACAUUUGGAAAAGAAUAGAAAGAGGCCAGAAUCAGCAGCUAUUAAUAUUCAAACAGAUUCUACAGUCGAGUUCACUCCACUGACAGUUGAAGUUGUCGAUAAACAAGAGGAUAUAGAGCAAUCAAUAUCGCCGCGUAAGAGAAACGACAGUGACAUGUCAAUGUCGAGCGAUGGAAGCCCAGUGAGAAAGCAAGUCGCGGUGAAACCAGAAGAAACUGUGAAGCACAAAGCUGAGGCGAAACGCGAGAAAUCACCGAUCAAAGAGACGCGUUCCCGGUCGAAAGAUAGACACGAAGUUAAAUACAGACGGUCUAGGUCGCAUUCACGCGGCCACAGACGGAAACGUUCUAGAAGUCGCACCAGAUCAAGAUCUCGCACAAGGUUCAGGCGCUACAGACGGUCUGACUCGCCGUACCGAAGAAAAAGACGGUCUAGGUCACCAUACAGAUCCAGGCGGUCUCCUUCCAUCCGCCGAGAUUACCGUUCUAACCGCUCUCGCUCAAGAUCUAGGUAUGCUGAAACUAAAUCUAAAAGCCCAAUUAAAAAGAAGCCUAGUCCGCAAAAAUUUGCCGAAAAGAAAAUGACGAAAUCGUUAACGCCGCCGAUAAGAAAACCGACAGUGUCGGAAAGCUCUGACACGUCCACUUCUUCAAGUUCGUCUUCAGGCUCAAGUUCGAGCGCGUCGUCAUCUAAGUCUCGAAGAUCAUCAAGCACUUUCAGAAGAAAUGAUUCCAGGAAGAAGACCUAUAGGAAAUCGUUCAGCUCUGAAGAUAGAGAGAGCAACACUCCAGUGGAAGAGAGACGGAUAGUGUUUGUGGGAAGGUUAGAGCAGGACAUAACGAAGUCGUCGUUGCGGAGUCAAUUCUCCAAAUUCGGCCCGGUCACUGAAAUCAGGCUUCAUAGUAAGGAGGAUGGUUCGCGCUACGGUUUCGUCACAUACCAGCGGCCGCGCGACGCGUGGUCCGCGGUGGAGGCGGCGGCCACGUUCCCGCAGUACGACGUCGGCUUUGGCGGCCGCCGGGCGUUUUGCCGGCAGAGCUAUGCGGAUUUGGAUGGUCUCGAAGCGAAAUACACGGAGAGCGCUUUCCACGGUCAAGCCGCCAUACCCCCCCCACGACGCAACGACGACAUGUCGUUCGAGCAAAUGUUGCUGGAUAUCAAAAAGAAACUCAACAAGCGCAAAGGCGACAAACGCGCGGAGGACAGCGCUUGACGAUCGCUGCCUUACGUUCUGAAAUCGGCCGCGAACGCCCUGUAUUCGCUCGUGAUGAUGACGUUUUGAACUGUCAAAUUUGACAGCUCGCGCGGAACGUUGAGUCCGAAGUUUUUUUUUUCGGUUAAGGCGAUGAGCGGUUUGCCAGUGUCAAAGUUAAAAAAAUCUAAAUUCGAAUUGUUCGUUCGCGCCUUUUUCUUGUUGUUGGCGCGUUGAUCUGACAGUUGGCUGUUGAUAUAGUGACGUCAGUGAUAUGUGAAGUGUCAAUUUUGACAUAUCAAAUACCACGUGGUUCUAACUGUUCAUACGUGACGUGUAAAAUUUGACACAUCAAUUAUCACGUUGGUCAUGAUGUGCGUCAUGUGUCAAAUUUGACAGCUUAUCUGUCAGUUGGCGCGCUUUCCCGCGUUGUGCAAUCGAAAAGACAUUGUUUUUAUUUUUGCUCACGAUGUACCUACUUAGAUGAAUUGUAGUACAUUUUUUUGCGACUGUGUAAUUUAAAUUGUUUUUUUUUUUGUUUUCGUUGUAAAUAUAUCGUUUCGUUUACGUAGCUUUCAUUAACACUACCUCUUAUUUCUAAAGUACAUGCGUUUGUAAAUAAUUUAGUACAGCACAUUUCGAGACAGUAUACAAUGAUGGUUGUUCGACUGUUUUUUUAACCAAAUCGCUAAUCUGUCUUAAUUUUAAAGAGGCUUGUAAGUUAAAAUGCAUAUAUUUUGUACGAAAUAAGCUUUGUAAAUAUAAUUUGCAAAAUAUAUAUUAUAAUAUAAUAUAUAUAAUAUAUAUUAUAUGAAAUCCAUCCAUCGUUAGUUGUUGUAAAUCGACGUUUUCUAAAAUCUUGUAUGUAAUGUUACCAUCGUGUUAAGCAUAUUCUGACAGCCAAGUUUAAUCUAUUGACAUUUUAUAUAUUAAAAGUAAAAAAAAAAUGUUCAUUUGUAAGUAGUGUAUGUAUCUCGUCAUUACUUUGCCUGAAUCAUAUAUGUAUUUUUAAUCUAUGGCUGCAAAUCAUACUAAAUUUUUUAACUCAUCGUCAUAUUAUUUUACAUAAAUCCAUUUUUCUAGCUUUAUUGCACUAGACUAGAUAGUAAACUAAAAAAAUCAAGACUUAUUAGGUUUUUUUGCGGACUGUAGUGUAGGCAAAAAAGGUUUUAUAUUUGUGAAAUGAUUUACAAAUCGCUUUUAAAUAAUGCUAAGCAGUUAAACUACAUGCUUCCAGUUUUCGCCUGUGCCAAAUUUUCUGUUCCUAUAGCGACUGAUAAAUGGGUAGUUAUAAAUAUGGUUCGUGCCGUUAAAAAUGGCAUUAGCUCAGUUUUAUAUUUAAUUGAAUAUUGACACUUAUCAUAACAAAACUUCACUAAAUGCUUGUACUAUGUACUAUAAUAUAUUAUGAAUAAAAUUUAAACUAAAAUAGGAAAAAACAUAAAUUGAGAUUGAUGGAAUUUAAAUUUUUUUCUGUAUGUAUAUAAUAAGGUCUAGAAUCUGUAAGAUUUGAAAAGAAAAUUAUAAAGUUGAUUGUUGUAAAAAAAAUGGUUAAAUUACUUCAAAACUAUGGUAAAAAACAUGUAGUACGAUUUUUAAUUUGAUGUGCGAAAAAUAAUUAAAAGUAAAUGUGUCAAAAUUUUAAAGUUUUCAUUAAUGAGAUUUUAAAAUUUAUUCGUAUCGUUAUAUAAAAUCGUAAAUUACUUGAAUCAAAUCAUUCAGAUUUAGAAAAUCUAAAAAAAUAUAUAUAAAAAUAUUUUUCUCAAAAAAAGUUUCACGUAACAUUGCAAGCUACAAGGCAAUAUUUAUUUGCACGAUUUUGCUUGAUAGGCUUUCAAAUAGUGACGUCAUGAGUCAUUCAUAUGUCAAGUAGUGUCAUACAAAUUAAAAAAAAACGUGUGCUGAGCACACGUGUCAGAAGUGAAACUUCUUUGGUAAGAUUAAAAGAUACCAAAAUCGUCGCCGCAUCCAUGACGUGACGGUAUUGCCAUGACGCGACCUUUUACUAAAAAAGUUUCACUUCAUAUGAACAGCACGCCUCAUAAUGCUACUUUGAUGAAUAUGAAUUUAAAUAGAUUUGAUUAAAUCAGCUUUUUUAUAUUAACAAUAAAAAUUUGAUAAACACUAUAUUUUAUAUAAUAGUGAUGCUCAUACAAUGGGAUAUCAUGACAUUUGAAAUAAGCUUAUCAUGGUAACACGAUAGUCAUAAAUUUAGGGCAAAAUGAAUUUUAGUUUCAAUCAACAUUUUCUUUGAGAUUUGGUAAUAAAUUUAGCAAAUUAUGAUGAUCUAAUAUACUAGCUUUUGCUGUUUUGACCAUAAGUCAAUAUUAUAUUCAAAUAAGCACUCUUUUGUGCAAUCUUUUAGUACUAAAAUCAAUAAUAUUAUAAGUAAAAAUGUGUAGAUAGGUUACCAACAACGUUCGAUCUUCAAACACGGCACACUUACACACGAUUAGUCGUCAAAGUGAGAUGGCAUGAUUAGCUAUCGUGAAAAAGAGACAAGUAAAUUGUUGCUAAUUAGCCUAUCUACACCUUUUUACUUAUUAUAUCAUUUAAAAUGAUGUGAAAGAAGUUUUAUUUUAAGCACUUAGGUCUGUUUUAGGUAACUAUAACCUAGUCAAUGCUACGAACGAUUUUUUUCGUUGUGAUCAUAUUUAUUAUUUCUUUUAGUGUAUCAUUUUAGUUACAUUUAUAACCUGUGCCGAUGAGAACAAAAUUAAAGCGGGAAUUUAAAAUGUUUUUUUUUAUAUGUACGAAUGAAAUAGCAUGCUACCUAUCUAUUUGAGAUAGCUUAAUGUUUUUUAAAUUUGUUCUUUGUUGGCGCGGUUUCUAGCAUUUAAUUCUGACAGAUUAAAAACUUAAUUCUGGCAGCUUUUUUUCAUCUUCCAUUUUCAAAUAUUUCCUUCGAUACGCACAAUUUAAAAAUUUGUAACAGGGCCCUCUUUUGGUGAAAAUCUACGUCAUUUAUAAGAUUUUUUUGCAUAUUGGUAUUGCCACUGAAAACGAGCUUCGUAGGAUAAAAUGUAAAAAAAGAGUGUGUGUACUUAUGUACGCGUUAGAAGUUAUACUUCUUUGGCGUA